GCUCGUUCGACGUCUACCUGGGUUUGACGGAAUAUCAACAUGGACAAUAGAAAUAGGCGGUCUAUCAAAAGAUCGAUAGCGUUGCUGCUAUUCAUACUAAGCGCCACAUCGCGGGCCAAUGGUGAGUCCAGAAUUGUCUUCCAGAGUGACAGCGUCUUACUUGCUGACCCUGAAAUGUUCGACAUUCCAUUGACACUUCCAGUAGCGGACGACAGAGUAGACGACGACAAAAUGAAGAAAUCGCGACCUAAAGGCCUGCCUACGUCUGAGAAAGAGAAGUUUUUAUUCCCUAGCGAGGCCAAGGAGGUUGAAGAACGAAGCGAGAGGCAGCCGUACGUUAUUGGCUCGAGAGGAGACGCCAUGCGAAACCACCUCCUGAGCGACACGAGCGACUCGGUAGGAGAGGGCUUGAUCAUCGGCUACGACCGAGAUCCUGAGGGCCGGUAUCGAGUAUCGGGAUACGGAAGCAACUUGAGGAAAAAAUACAAUGAUCUGUACUACGCCAACUCCAUCUCUGGAUACCAACGAGGCUUGCGCCUAAACCCUAUGUCCACCAUUGAGCACAAGCCAUAUGGCUAUCGAGGCUUCGGGACACUCGGAGACCCGUACCUCGAUAGCAUGCGCUACUUUGGGAUGCGUGACGGCGUUUACCCGCACAUGAUGCACGAGCCUGGCAUGUUGGGAGGUGGGCAUCAUCGACCCUUCAUGAGUAGACUACAUGGGUACGGACAUCGAGGCUUCAUGUAUCCACACUUAAUGGGCAACCACCUAUCGCAUAGGUAUAUGCCAGGAUAUGACCGCUACGCCAUGGGUGGAGGUAGGUUUCAGCACCCGAUGAGUUACAUUAAACGAUAAAUCGACACUCACUACUGCUAUAAUAAAAUUCUAAAAUAACAGGGCUGUGUGUCCACUGUCCAGGAGAAUAAGAAACACCAAUAACAGCCAUUUUCUAAUAAAAAAUAAUAUUAACCGCCGUUUCACUUUAAAACCACAU
Messenger RNA from Hyalella azteca, 994 nucleotides. RefSeq lists its product as uncharacterized. NCBI's taxonomy places the organism in Eukaryota, Metazoa, Arthropoda, Malacostraca, Amphipoda, Hyalellidae. The coding region runs from base 40 to 855 and encodes 271 amino acids. The transcript is spliced from 2 exons. The record is from RefSeq and is a predicted model, not a curated record.